AUGGGAAUAGCCCAAAGACUCGAGGAAGCAAAAAGGAAGGAGCUGUUGCCCAAGAAGUCCACGAAGGUGGAGGAAACAAAGAAAUCAGAAGCUGUUCCGCCCAAGAAGGUGGUCGAGAAACCGAUAAUGGAGAAAAUCGACCUUGGGAUAAAGAAUCUACCUUCAGAGAAAGAGAAGCUCAGGAGUGCUUUCUCCAAGAAGCUCGAGGUUCACAUGGAAAACCUCCAGGAAACCAUUUUUCGAGCCACUCGUGCUCUAAACGACGUAACGGGGUACCUGGGAAUAGAAAAGUUGAAAAAGCUGGUGGAGAAUUUAGAGGAGGAGCUCAAGAGCAAAAAACAGACAGUCAAAGACAGCAAAUUGGCGUACCUGGAGGCGAUCCAGAAACGAUCAGACUCUCAGAAGGAGAUAAAUGAACUAUUGACUAGAAAACACAAUUGGGGUCCGGCGGACGUUGAGCGUUUUACGGAACUCUAUAGAAAUGACCAUACGAAUCAACAAGAAGAGGAAAGGGCAGAGCAACAGUUGGCAGAGGCGGAGCUGGAAGUUGACUCUGUGCAAAACAAGUUGACUCAGCUGAUCUUGACUCGGUACCAUGAGGAGCAAAUAUGGAGUGACAAGAUCAGACAGGCGCUGACGUGGGGAACUUGGAUUAUUAUGGGCAUCAACGUGCUUCUUUUUACAGUUGCUACUUUCUUGGUGGAGCCUUGGAAACGUAGAAGACUUGUGAAUGCUUUCGAUGCCCAGGUUCAGCAGAAAAUGGAUCUGUUCUCCGCUGAAAUGAGGGCCUUAGCCGCCGGGACCGCUGUUCCAGAAAAGCUGUCCAUGAAGGAGGAGAGUAAGGCGACUGAUGCUUAUGUAAUAAGCUUUAGCGGGGUCUCCACUUGGGAGCUGUUCAGAAACUGGAUUGCAAGAUACUACAAUGCCGUGAAAAACACCCAGUCGUCCUUUUUUCUCCAGCAUCAGGACUUCGCCAUACUUUCAGCAGUCAUGAUCGGCUUUGGCUCUAUUCUCGGAGGUCUUUUCACACAUUUACUCAAAGCUUACAUACUAUGA
Candidozyma auris is the source of this 1056-nucleotide messenger RNA. RefSeq names its product She9p (gene SHE9). Gene Ontology annotation, cellular component: mitochondrial inner membrane. Bases 1 to 1056 code for a protein of 351 amino acids. The transcript has a single exon. Gene Ontology annotation, biological process: inner mitochondrial membrane organization. The record is from RefSeq and is a predicted model, not a curated record. NCBI's taxonomy places the organism in Eukaryota, Fungi, Ascomycota, Pichiomycetes, Serinales, Metschnikowiaceae.